AUGAAGCUCGGUUACGUUCUCGCCAUCUUCGCCAUCGGCGGCGCCUCUGCUGCUGAGAUGCGCGCCUGCUCCAAGACCAGCAUGAACGGGUCUUGCAAGGUUGCCACCGGAAUGGGUAAAACCACCGGCACCUUCAAGUCGUACAACUGGCGAUCCUCCGCCAACCGUUGCGUCAGGGUUUGCAACGGAUGCAAGUCCUACUCCAACAACAACAUCAGCUUCAACAAGUUCAUCGUCUUCGACUGGGACAACGGUGAGGGCCCCGAGAGCUCCACCUGCUGCUAA
This is a messenger RNA of Parascedosporium putredinis, 285 nucleotides long. NCBI's taxonomy places the organism in Eukaryota, Fungi, Ascomycota, Sordariomycetes, Microascales, Microascaceae. The record is from the annotation of a GenBank genome assembly.